Molecule: messenger RNA, 1536 nt
Organism: Leptosomus discolor (cuckoo roller)
Lineage: Eukaryota; Metazoa; Chordata; Aves; Leptosomiformes; Leptosomidae
Gene: ODR4
Product: odr-4 GPCR localization factor homolog
Biological process (GO): intracellular protein localization
Cellular component (GO): endomembrane system
Source: RefSeq, a predicted model, not a curated record
ACUACAAUACUUAGUCUUAAACCUGCAGCAAUGGGUAGAACGUACUUUGUUGAGGAAGCUAUUGGGCAGUAUCUUUCAGACCUCAGCACCAAGUUAAAGCCUUAUGUUACUGGCCUGUUAAUAGGGCAGUGUUCUCCUCAAAGAGACUAUGUAAUUCGGGCUGUUCGAACACCUCCAAAGGAAGAGCAAAAGGAAGACCGCAUCAGUCCUUCAAAACUGGCAUCCAUUGAUGAAGAAUGGAUAACCACGCACGCCAGUCAGGUUUCUAGAAUGCUUCCUGGGGGCUUAUUAGUUCUUGGUGUAUUUAUUAUUGCAACUCCAGAACUGUCAAAAGAUAGUCAAGAUGCUUUGCGCAAGCUAAUCUUCUCAGUGGAAAAGUCCUUGACUAAAAGAAGGCUCUGGAAACCUGCUGAGGAGGAGGUCUUGGACAGAGCAGCUCUGCAAAUUUGUUCUGCUACAAAAAAAGUAGUUUGCCGAACCUAUGAUGUACAGGAUCCAAAGAGUUCAGCCAAACCGGCAGAUUGGAAAUAUCAGAGUGCUUUGUCUGCUUCCUGGUUAGCUUUGGACUGCACAGUAAAUGUUAAUAUUCACAUUCCGCUUCUUGCUACUUCAUCAAACCAUGACUUGGAGAAGAAUACCAAGAAUGGGUUAAACCGAUGGUCAAAACAGAUAGAAGACAGUGUUUUUCUGAUCAAUGGACAAGUUAAAGAUGAUGAUACAGAACUACUGGAAGGGCAAAAAAAGUUAAGAGGAAGUACUCAGUCCAGCACUCAGUUUUCUGAUGUCAAGGUUCUGACACAGCUGUCCCAGGGUUCAAGUCAUAGAUCAACAGCUACAGUCCAGGUCUGCAGUGGUUCCAUAAAUCUCAAAGGUGCUGUGAAAUGCAGAGCCUACAUACAUAACAACAAGCCAAAAGUUAAAGAAGCUGUUAAGGCUUUGAAGAGAGACAUAAUAAACACAUUGAGUGAUCGGUGUGAAAUACUAUUUGAAGAUCUGAUUAUAAAUGAAGGACCUCACAAAAAAAAUUUUGAGAGGGAAUAUCAUGUCUUACCUCAAAGACUGUUUGUCCCUGUUGCUGGAUCCAGUGUGAUGCUCAGUGAUUAUAAGUUUGGUGAUGAAGCUGCUGGAGAAAUUCAGGAGCGUUUUGUUGAGAUGUUGGAUCAAUCUGUGCAAGCUGAAGAUAUCCAUAUAGCAGAGGAAAUUAGCACAGUUAAUAUUUGUCCAGUUACUAACAACAUGAAUGACACACAACAGAAACAACUGACAAAAACAACGUUGCUAUUGAAACUUCAACAAAAUAUGGGUGUGGUAAUAGCAGCUGCUGUUGCAGUCUUUGCAUCGAUCUUCUCUUUCAAUUACUUCAGUGAUUAAACUUGAGCAACUGGAGCUUCAUGGAAGUAUUGGCCAGUUACAAGAUGGAAACAUCUGGGUUUAAUGUAUUAGUAAUUAAGAAUUGUUGCCUAAAUAUCACCAGUUAAAUGUGCAAUAUAAAUCAUAAUGAUAGGUUCAGUUACCUUGUUCCAGCAUGCACUUACU